AUGAAUGAUACCCACGAAACCCUGCUGCCUUCAUGCUUCGAUCACGUGCUUCUGCAAAGCGCCUUCGGAAGCGACCCACGGGUCCGUUUCGCCUUGCGAACCGAUGAGGCCGCGGCAGCUGUGCAGAAAAAAGGCAAGCUCUUCGAGCUGGUCCCCGCUACCACCAAGAACCACUCAUCCGCGCGCGAGCAGGGCCCCCCUGAGCGGCACCCGGACACACGAGCUGUCGUCGUCCACGCCACCUCCAUCACGUCUGGGCGGAAUGCGAGCUCGUCGCAGGACGGCAGCCGCAGCUCCACCGCCGCCACAGUCGCCUCCACCAUCACGCUGCGCUUCCACUUCCACACCCCCGCCGCCAACUGCACCACCCGCUGCCGCACCGGUGGCUGCGGCUGUGGCGGAGGCCGCAGCAGCAUCUGCACCGGCGGCGGUCGUGGCUGCGGCUGCGGCUGCGGCUGCGCGGAUCUGGGUAACGUUUCCUACAACGACCCUCCAGGCUGUGCUCCGCAGCAGCUGACACCCGUUGCCAGGUCGUUGGCUGCAGCGGCACACUUGGCGGUGGGCUUCGGUGUUCUGAAAAUGCGCUUUUACCUUGGCAAGCAUCUCUUCCGAAACGUGGGCUUCAGAAUGGGGCGGAGCGACCUGUCCAUCUCGGACCUUGAGGGUGCGAGUUCUGGUCGCGGCGCGUACCAGUCCGUGUUCAGCAACUACGUUCCCGCCUCCACCGUCCCGCGGGUCACUUCCUGGCUCACGGACGUGUUGGGCUUCUCCCUGACCGACACCAAGACCACCGCCACCCUGCACGUCAUCAACCAGGAGCUCAACGUGCACUACUCCAUUGCACUCACGAUGGAGGGAGGGAUGGACACAGCCGCCACGCUCCGGAAGGUGAAGGCCGGCGGCUCCCGGUUCCACUCCGUGGCGCUGCUGGCGGGCCCCGAGCAAUUGGACCUCCGACUGAAGUUCGUGGCGCGUUCUGCAAUGCGUGAGCAGCAGGGCCUAUCCUAUGACGUGGACGCGCACUCGACGGCUCGUCGCGUGGCGGCUGCCGUACGUACGGAGGGCUUCGACGGCUUCAUUCGCAGCAAGCGGGGCCUGCCCCGAAACCGGCACCUGGAGUACGGCCGGCGCAAAACCAAGUUCGUGUACGAGGGGUUCAUGCCACCAUCCGAGGGCGAGGGCGGCUGCGGCCAGCGGCUCCGAGUCAGCGUGACACAGGUGCAGGACGACAAGGGGAUGCACUACGAAAUUUCAGGCCGACUACCCGAUGUGGACGCGAAACUUAACCAGCUAUUGACACAGCAGCGGCCGCCAUCAGCGACAUCACCACCACAAUCACCACCGCCGCCAGCGACAUCAGUUGACGACUCGGGCUGCUUCGUGCCGGAGUGGCGCCGGCGCGGCGGCAGCAGCGGCGACGGACGCCCAGGCCCCGGCUCCACCUCCGUCUCUAGGUUGGUUGGCCACCAGGGCCUGCACAGCCACACCAGCAGCGGCGGCGGCUCUGCGUACCGCCGUACAAACACACCGGAGACCGGUGGCUACAGUCGUACAGACAUACAUACCGAUACUGGUGUAGGCUGGGCGGCAGACGUGCUCAUGAGCCUGUCGACAUUCACUACGCAGCUCAACCAUUACCUUGCGCCGGCAGCCGGUGCGAGUAAGCUGCGAGCUGGUUAG
Volvox carteri f. nagariensis is the source of this 1680-nucleotide messenger RNA. RefSeq lists its product as uncharacterized. The record is from RefSeq and is a predicted model, not a curated record. The coding region runs from base 1 to 1680 and encodes 559 amino acids. NCBI's taxonomy places the organism in Eukaryota, Viridiplantae, Chlorophyta, Chlorophyceae, Chlamydomonadales, Volvocaceae. The transcript has 11 exons.